Erinaceus europaeus (western European hedgehog) is the source of this 6780-nucleotide messenger RNA. RefSeq names its product RAP1 GTPase activating protein 2 (gene RAP1GAP2). NCBI's taxonomy places the organism in Eukaryota, Metazoa, Chordata, Mammalia, Eulipotyphla, Erinaceidae. Gene Ontology annotation, biological process: activation of GTPase activity; regulation of small GTPase mediated signal transduction. The transcript is spliced from 24 exons. Gene Ontology annotation, molecular function: GTPase activator activity. Gene Ontology annotation, cellular component: cytoplasm; plasma membrane. The record is from RefSeq and is a predicted model, not a curated record. Bases 404 to 2746 code for a protein of 780 amino acids.
AGCUCCGGGCGCUGGUCUGCUCUCGCUGUUUGAAAGACGGUGACAGCAUCCUAGAAGUAUCCGGGCGGGAGCCUCGCGCUGGGGAGCGCACCCCGAGGGCUGGCGGCCAGGGGCCCGAGCCGGGCGAGACCCAGGCGCCAAGCGCCCGCGGCCGCCAGACCCGCCCGCAGCGGGGCUCGGGAGGAGGGGCCGGGGCGGGGUCCCGGCGGGCGGUGCGUCUGAGCCGGAGCCUCGGAGCCGCCCGUCCCGGCCGCGCCCCGAGUGCGACUUGGAAGUGCCCGCGCUGGGGCAGCGGGCAGCGGCCACCCGGCGCGUCCGGAGGAGACGCUGAAGGUCGCGGGCGAGGGAGCGCCUAGUCACCUGACCCCCGCGCACCUAGGCGGGGCGGGGCGGGGCGGGGCCCAUGCGCGGCGGGCGGCUGGGGCCGGGGCGCGGGGGCCGGAGCGGGCGGCGCGGGGCCGGGCCGGCGGGGGCGCGCUGCUGGCGGGCGAGGGCUUGGCCGGGCACCGCCGGCGGCCUCGCCAUGUCCCAGCCGGCCGGGAGGAUGCACUGCCGGAAGGCGGGGAUCCGCGCUGCCGUGGUGCUCAUCGGACUCCUGCAUAAAUCCCGAAAGCAGAAUAAAGAGAAAAGGAAGCAGGAGCUGGCCAACAGCUCGGAUGUAACUCUCCCAGACCGACCGCUGUCCCCUCCUCUCACUGCACCUCCCACCAUGAAGUCCGCGGAGUUCUUCGAGAUGCUGGAGAAAAUGCAGGGGAUCAAGCUUGAAGAGCAGAAGCCGGGACCCCAGAAGAAUAAGGAUGAUUAUAUCCCAUACCCCAGCAUUGAUGAGGUUGUGGAGAAGGGAGGCCCGUACCCUCUAAUCGUCCUGCCCCAGUUUGGGGGCUACUGGAUCGAGGACCCGGAGAAUGUGGGCACACCAACCUCACUGGGAAGCAGCAUCUGUGAGGAGGAGGAAGAGGAUGGCCUCAGCCCCAGCACAUUCGGCUACAAGAUGGAGUGCAAGGGUGAAGCCAGGGCCUACCGAAGACAUUUCCUCGGAAAGGACCACCUGAACUUUUACUGUACUGCCAGCAGCCUGGGCAACUUGCUCCUGUCCAUCAAGUGCGAGGAGGCUGAGGGCAUUGAGUACCUUCGGAUCAUUCUCAGGUCCAAGCUGAAGACAGUACAUGAGCGCAUCCCCUUGGCUGGACUGAGCAAGUUGCCCAGUGUCCCUCAGAUUGCAAAGGCUUUCUGUGAUGAUGCCAUGGGGUUGAAAUUCAACCCUGUCCUGUACCCCAAGGCCUCCCAAAUGAUUGUGUCCUAUGACGAACACGAUGUGAACAACACAUUCAAAUUUGGGGUCAUUUACCAGAAAGCCAGGCAGACUGUGGAGGAAGAGCUCUUUGGGAACAAUGAGGAGAGUCCUGCUUUCAAGGAGUUCUUGGACCUGUUGGGGGACACAGUCACACUGCAGGACUUCAAAGGUUUCCGAGGAGGCCUGGAUGUGACCCAUGGACAGACCGGGCUAGAGUCAGUGUACACAAUAUUCCGGGACCGAGAGAUCAUGUUUCAUGUCUCCACAAAGCUGCCAUUUACUGAGGGAGACGCCCAGCAGCUCCAGAGAAAGAGACACAUUGGGAAUGACAUUGUGGCUAUAAUCUUCCAAGAAGAAAACACACCGUUUGUCCCAGAUAUGAUUGCCUCCAACUUCUUACACGCCUACAUCGUCGUACAGGCCGAGAGCCCGGGCCAGGAGACCCCAUCCUACAAGGUCUCUGUCACGGCAAGGGAAGAUGUGCCUGCCUUCGGCCCACCGCUGCCCAGUCCCCCUGUUUUCCAGAAGGGCCCAGAGUUCAGAGAGUUUCUGCUCACAAAGCUCACCAAUGCAGAGAAUGCCUGUUGCAAGUCAGACAAGUUUGCAAAGCUAGAGGACCGGACAAGGGCUGCCCUCCUAGAUAACCUUCAUGACGAACUCCAUGCUCACACACAGGCCAUGCUGGGAUUGGGCCCAGAAGAGGACAAAUUUGAGAAUGGAGGCCACGGAGGGUUCCUGGAAUCUUUUAAGAGGGCCAUCCGCGUGCGCAGUCAUUCCAUGGAGACCAUGGUGAGCAGCCAGAAGAAGCAACAUGGUGGGAGCAUUCCUGGCAGCCUCAGCGGGGGCAUCUCUCACAACAGUGUGGAGGUCACCAAGAGCACCUUCUCGCCUCCGGUAACAGCAGCAACAGUGAAGAGCCAGUCUCGGAGCCCCAUCAAGCGGCGGUCAGGCCUCUUCCCCCGCCUGCACACGGGCUCUGAAGCCCAAGGGGACAGCCGGGCACGAUGUGAUAGUGCAUCCAGCAAUCCCAAGACCCCAGAUGGUGGGCACUCUUCCCAGGAGAUAAAGUCCGAGACCUCCUCUAAUCCCAGCUCUCCGGAAAUCUGCCCCAACAAGGAGAAGCCCUUCAUCAAGCUGAAGGAGAAUGGCCGGGCCAACAUCUCCCGAUCCUCCUCCAGUACCAGCAGCUUCAGCAGCACAGCUGGGGAGGGCGAGAACAUGGAGGAAUGUGACAGCGGGAGCAGUCAGCUGUCCACAACCUCACCUUUCAAGCAGGAGGUGUUUGUCUACAGUCCGUCCCCGAGCAGCGAGAGCCCCAGCCUGGGGGCAGCUGCCACCCCCAUCAUCAUGAGCCGGAGUCCUACCGAUGCCAAAAACAGAAACUCCCCGAGGUCAAACCUGAAAUUUCGCUUUGAUAAGCUCAGCCAUGCCAGCUCCAGUGCGGGUCAUUAAUGUGAAAGAGGAGUCCCUCGUCUGUGAAAGGGAAUCCUCGAUUCUAUCUCGGAGAAGGCUCCUAGUCCAGCAGUUUGGGGGUGCCACCCACUACUCUGAGCGUCACUGGCCACCUGCCCACUAGACCAGCUGUCUGUCCCAGUGUCCUGACCUGGCCACAGCCCUGCCCACCUCUACGUCAAGACACCCAUCCUGCAAGCACUUCCCCAUCUCUGAACAAGGCCUCCAGGCUGUUCCUGCUCCUGACUGCCUGAUGUGACUGAUGUGUGUCUUGGUCAUUUGUCAUCUUGAUUUGUUUUCAGGGAAUAGAGUUGGGCAAAAGAGGGGGACCUAGGGGACUGAGUUUAGAUAGAGUGGCCAGGCAGAGAUAGAGGCCGAAUCCACGACACUGCACCCAGGUUGGGGGGUGGAGGGCGACACUAUGCCUCAUCUCAGUGCUGACCUACACACUGUUGGCAUGGUGAGUGCAUUCCAUGGUGCUGGAGUGAGCACUUUUCCUGCAGCCAGGCUUGUAUUAGUCAUGGAAGAUGUCCUAAUAGAAACUGGCUUGCUUCCUCCCCUGACUCUGGAGCUCCCAAACUUCUGUUUGCUUCUGUGCUUGAAACUUCUCCAUCUGUUGACAUCAGGCCGAGGGCCCCUCCAUCCCGACUGCCAGGGUUUCUGGCCUGUUGAAGCUGAGAGCUGUGUGUGUGCAGGGCUGGGUGCUGCCCUCACUCUUCCUUGAUGGCAGCUGGGACUUUCACUUCUGCCUCAUGUCCUGCAGGCUUCUGCUUGUGGUUACUGUGGGAGAAACACUGUGUCAGGCUCAAGUCUCUGAGCAGAUAUUUUUCCCAUGAAGGGACAAGCAGACAGGAGUGAGAAAGAAAUGAGGGGAGCGCAAGCCAGUAGGAAUUGGGACCUUGGCUGAAGAGAAUCUCAGGGCGAGGGCUAGGCCAGGGUUCAGAUCUCUGCUGGUGGUGAAAGCUCAUGGAAGGGGUAAAGAGUGAUUUCAGUUCAUCUCUCAAGUAGGAGCCACAGAGACCAGGUGGGGCUGACUCUGCAGGUUUGGUCAGGCCUCAUGUGUGGGCAGAGUAGAGCACAAGUGUGGGAAGGAGAACAGUCCCUCUGCUGUUUUUUCCCCUGUUCCUGUGGGAGAGUCCCAGUGCUUCCUGGGGUGGGGAGGGGGCUCUUUUCAGCUACUGUGUGUGUGCCCUUGGACCCAUCUGGGCUUUGGUCUCUCAGUCCUCUCUUGUCUUUCUCCAACUGGGUCUUGUGGUAGUUGUCACAUCAGUGGGAUUCUGCAAGCUGGACCCUAUCUGGGUGUCUUAGGCCCAGUCUGUCUCCUGCAUCCAGCUGGAGCUUCCAGCACAUUCUACAGAGCAGGUCUCUCCAGUCUCACGUAUCUGAGUCUGUAGUACAAUAGGUGGGUUCUGCUAAGUGGCCCUGGUGGGGUGUAAGGUGAAACAGGCGUCUGAGUGCAGACCCUCAAAGGUACUACAGCUUCACAUACAUGUGGGGACAUGGGGCCUCGCGGCACAAGGCUGUCAGGGUGACCCUGACUGGGGCCCUGAUUUAAUGAGCAGGUGACAUGGAUUUCCAAUGAAAUGCUUUGUGUUGGAAUCUGGGCCUAUUCCAAAGGCAGGUGUAUAAAUGGUGUGUGUAUGUGUGUGUGUGUGUGUGUGUGUGUGUGUGUGUGUGUGUGUGUGUGUGUGUGUGUGUGUUCACGCGCGUGCACGGCUGAUGCAACGACUCCCCCCUCCUUCUCCCCCUCUCCCAUUGCUUUUACUAGUAGAGCAAAGCUUUUGCUCUUCCUUCCACCACUCGUGGUGACAUUGUGGGAUCCUGUUUGUAGGCUGGGUGGACCUUUCCCUGUGUACUUUUGGGAAAUGUGUUUACUUAAAGUACUAGUCCAGUAAAAUUUAUUCUAGUUAGAAGGUCAACAAAAUGUCUGUUUAGCUUUUAUUAAAAAUCACUGUAGCAGCACUGACUCCUGGAAUGAGGCCCGUGGAUCCUGGCAGGCUUUGGUUAGCUGGGUUUUUGAGGGAACUUGAAAGGUCAAAUUGCAUUUCCUAAAAUAAAUAAAUAAAGAAAGAGAGAAAGAAAGAAAGACCCCAACUAUACCAGGGCUCUGGCUCUCUUCUUUGGAAAGCUGGUAUUUAUAGCUGCUUGGUGCUUGUGCUGUGCUGUGUCAUGGUCUGGGGGCCCUCUAGGGUUUCUAGCUUAUCCCUCCUCUGUCCUUGAGAACCUUGUACUUACCUUCUCUGUUGCUCUGCCUGCUCCCCUUGGAGCUCCCACUUCCUGGGAGGGCUUUGUCUCUUCCUCUGAGCCUGUGGCCAGAGUGAUUGAGUGUCCAGAGAAACUGUAAAGGACAGGCAUGGACCCUAUACCAGCUGAGAAGUGGUCUCCACCCUCUGUUUGCUAAGAGGGCUACUCUGGGUAGGACCCAAAACCUCCCUCCUCUAGACCAUGAGGCCGGCAGCCUGAGAGAGGAGGAGGACCUUGCUAGGAUUUCCAUGUGUGUUAGUGACUCGAAAGUGGUGUUUCUUGAAAAAUGUUCUGUGGCACAGCCUUGAAAGCAGCAUCUCAGUGUCUAAGCCUCCUGGGGCCCUUGUAGCAUCGGAGCCAGUCAUGUUGUUUAGAUUUGUUCCUUGAAUAAAGUGGCUGCCUUUCCCAGACCCGAGUUUUAGAGAAACCGUUUGGCUGGGAUCCCAACACUGCCUGGUAAAUAUCAGUAGUCAAAGUAGGGGCUUGGUGUCUGUUCUUUUCACCAGGAGGGAGGUCUUGGAUUUUUUAUUUUAUUUUAUUUUUUCAGAGCCCAAGGGUUUCGGAUGGACUUCAGAUGAGAGAGCAAGGAGGGAAAGGAACCCCAGUGAAUGCAUCUAAGUGGCAUUGCCUCUCAGCUGUAGCCUGCACUGGGGGUGGAGUCCAGUGCAGAGAUGCAAGGAGCCAACCUUUGGCUUCUCCCGUUUCAGUUAAUUAAGAACAGAAGUAAAAGAAAACUCCUCAAGUCUCCCUGGUCCUUAAACAAAGGUGGUUAACAAAAACAUAGGCUCAAGCGACAAGGUAGGAAGAGAGACUGUUUUACUGUCUCCCGCUGUCCCUUUAGCAUGCCAACUCAAACACUACCAUCUUCAUUCAACUCUGAGUCAUGAGACAGGUCUGGGGGGUCGGGGAAUGGCUGAGGGCUCACAUUGAUCUGAUGACUCCAAGUGGCUGGCAGGGACCAGGCCCUUCUGUCAUGCUCGGGACUCCACGCUUCCUCCUCCAGUCUAGUUACCUUUGUUUCAAGGGUGAGAUGGCAGUGGAAUUUGUCAAGUGUGUGACUGCAGCCUGGUGGGAAGGGUCAGGGCCUUUGUCUACCAAGUUCCGAUAUGUUUUACUGUCAGUCAUCUGCCCACUCUCACAUCUCCCCUCUUUCAACUGGGCCGUGCCCUCAUCCCACCCUACUCCCGCAUCCGCAUCCUGUCCCACCCCCACCCCCAGCUCCCUUGGCAAAGGUUAGCAGAGCCCUACCUAGUGACAGGAUGUUGGGGGGCUCUCUCCUGACAGGAUGCUGGGGAGCUCUCUCCCGUGUCUUACCAGCCCUGGAGAGAGGGUGUUUGGCUGGAAGACUGGGAUUUCAAUGCCAUGGUCUUUUGAUGUUGUGACAUUUCUGCUUGGAAGACUUGCUCCCCACCUUCCACCCCAAUGCACUCCCUUCCUGCUCCAUAGCAUGUGUGCCCACUCUGUCCACACUCCAGCCUGGGGAGUGCUGCUAUCUCAGUGUGAAGAGCUCUUGUGUGUGAUAGAACCUGAGAAGUGAUAGCUUGAAAACGAUGAUCCCUGUGAUGAUUGACUUCCCCCUCCCCCCCUUUUUCUUCUUCUGGAGAAAGAGGAGCUGAUUCGUAGACCUUGACUGCCUAUGUCCUGUAAAUAGUGUACAUUUAAUUUAUUGCUAUGGUAGCACAUUGUAUUUGUUCAUGUAUAAACAAAUUCUAAAAGGUGGACAAAUGUAUAUUUUGUUGCUUAUAUGUGUCUUUGCAGAAAUUGACAAUAAAUAACAUAUUUUGUGUCCA